Molecule: messenger RNA, 555 nt
Organism: Plasmodium gonderi
Lineage: Eukaryota; Apicomplexa; Aconoidasida; Haemosporida; Plasmodiidae
Product: variable surface protein
Exons: 3
Coding region: 1-555 (184 amino acids)
Source: RefSeq, a predicted model, not a curated record
AUGUCCCUUAGCAAUGAUAAAAUUGGUUAUAAGGAAAUAAUUACGGAUGAUAUAUUGAGAAAACUGCAUGAUUUGUAUGAUAUGAAUUGCAAACAUAGUAAUUCAAAUAAUAAAUUUGGUAAUGAUGACAAGUGUAAUUCCACUAAAAAAAUUCUCAAAUAUAUAUAUAAAUACAAGAAAUUAUGUGAAUUAACUAAAUAUACCGAUUUUUUUAGAGAAUUAGAGCAGUUUAGAUAUCGAUAUAAUGAAAAAAUGAGAACUUUAAGUUGUCCUAAUUUUUAUUACCAUAUAUUAUCUUCUUUUCAAAUAUAUAAUAUAAAGUUUUUUAUUUUAAUGACAUUUGUAAUGAUGUUAGUAAUAUCCAUUUUUUUAACUAUUUUGUAUAAGUUCACCACAUGUGGCUCAUAUUUUCGCCAAAGAAUAAUAAGGAAAAAAUAUAUAUAUGAUGGUUUAAAUGAAGAAAAUAGUAUAUGUAAGAAUUCAAAAAUAUCUGGCAGCAUGUCAACAAAUAGGGGGUAUAAUAUUUUAUAUAAUUCUGAGUAUUAUUAUCAUUAA